This is a messenger RNA of Nelumbo nucifera (sacred lotus), 543 nucleotides long. The record is from the annotation of a RefSeq genome assembly. Lineage: Eukaryota; Viridiplantae; Streptophyta; Magnoliopsida; Proteales; Nelumbonaceae.
AUGCUACCUAUGGUAACUGGGUUCAUGAAUUAUGGUCAACAAACAAUACGAGCUGCAAGGUAUAUCGGUCAAAGUUUCAUGAUUACCUUAUCCCACGCGAACCGUUUACCUGUAACUAUUCAAUAUCCCUAUGAAAAAUUGAUCACAUCAGAGCGUUUCCGCGGUCGAAUCCACUUUGAAUUUGAUAAAUGCAUUGCUUGUGAAGUAUGUGUUCGUGUAUGUCCUAUAGAUCUACCCGUUGUUGAUUGGAGAUUGGAAACUGAUAUUCGAAAGAAACGAUUGCUUAAUUACAGUAUUGAUUUUGGAAUCUGUAUAUUUUGUGGUAACUGUGUCGAGUAUUGUCCAACAAAUUGUUUAUCAAUGACUGAAGAAUAUGAACUUUCUACUUAUGAUCGUCACGAAUUGAAUUAUAAUCAAAUUGCUUUGGGUCGGUUACCAAUAUCAGUAAUUGGAGAUUCUACAAUUCGAACAAUUAUGAAUUCAACUCAACUAAAAAUAGCCACGGGAAAAUCCCUUGAUUCAAAAACAAUUACCAAUUACUAA